Folsomia candida is the source of this 4176-nucleotide messenger RNA. RefSeq names its product striatin-3 (gene Cka). NCBI's taxonomy places the organism in Eukaryota, Metazoa, Arthropoda, Collembola, Entomobryomorpha, Isotomidae. The transcript is spliced from 11 exons. Gene Ontology annotation, molecular function: protein binding. Bases 596 to 2632 code for a protein of 678 amino acids. The record is from RefSeq and is a predicted model, not a curated record.
AGUUUUUUUGAUAUUUUAUUAUUCCCGAUUUAUUUACGAAAUUUGAGAUUUUUUGGACUUUGGGCAGACUCUGUUAGUCCGAGUGAGGCAAAGACCCUCAACUUUUAACACAUCCCAAAAACUUGUUAAAAAAUAUUACAAAGUUUUUUAAAAGAUGAUUUUAUAAUUGAGCAAAGAAAGAGCGAGAUAACAGGGAAUUUCUCAAAUUAGAAAUUAUUUUUAAAUGAGGAUUCUAAAAUAAGGAGUUGAGGGCUUGUCGAAAAUUGUCGAAAAUUAUUACGACUUUGUCGAGAAGACUAGAUAUUUUGAGAAAGAAAAGUAUUUGGUCUUCAUUUUUUGAAAAGUUUCAUAACUUGCGAAAUUUCUGUAAAGAAAUUAGUGUAAGUUUUUGAGCGAAAAGAAUCCAAAUUUUUAAAUCUGAAAGGUUUUGUGAAAUAAUACGUUGGGAUUGUUGCAGAAAUAAGAAAACAUCAGCCGUUUUAUCGACCCUGCAAGUGGAAUAUCUUCCUCUUGUUCCUGUUUUUAUUUUGCUUAUCGCCACUUCGUCGCGCAGGUCGCGUCCAUCCCAUCUUUCACUACGGAGGGUGGGAGUAGUAUGCGCUACCCGGGCUCUGAGGGCGAGGGGACCUCCUCCUCCAACAAUGGGGGUCAGACCAACAACAAGGACGGUGGCGAUUCUUCCAAACCGAAAUACUCCAUUCCCGGCAUUCUACACUUUAUCCAGCAUGAAUGGGCCAGAUUUGAAACCGAGCGAGCCUCCUGGGAACUAGAACGCGCCGAGUUAUCGGCACGAAUCGCAUUUCUUCAGGGGGAGCGUAAGGGACAAGAAAAUCUAAAGAAUGAUCUCGUCAGACGGAUCAAAAUGUUGGAAUACGCCCUAAAACAGGAGAGGGCAAAGUUCCACAAACUAAAAUUUGGCUCGGAUCCAUCCACUGGUGGUGAAGCGACCAAAGCCACCGAAUUGGAACCAGACCCACCCGAAUUACAAUCCGCGAUUGGUACCGAUGAACCAAUUACUUCUCAAGUCUCGUGGCGACAAGGGAGACAGCUAUUGCGCCAAUAUUUACAAGAAAUUGGAUAUACGGACACAAUUAUUGAUGUAAGAUCGAACCGGGUGCGAUCUCUGUUGGGUUUGGAGGGUGGAGAGCAAGGGCCACAACAGGAAAAUGGGGGCGAAGGCAGUGGUGGGUUUACAACGAGGGAAAAGAGGAGGGAUCACGACUUGAGUGGGAGAAGGUUGUCACAACCCCCACAGAAAAAGAGCCUCGCCGAGGCAAUGAUGUUGGAGGCGGAGAGCGCCGUGAUGGCGAAUUUCGACUUCCUCUCUGGCGGGAUGGAUGUCGAUGACGAUGACGACAUGGGCGAUGAUUUAGAUGAUGUUGAUGAGGAUAGUGCGCCGGCAAAGGGUGGUGGCAAGAGAAAGGGGAGAGGGGGACUUGGGGAUGAAGUUGAUGCUGAAACAGAAGAAGUUUUAAACGAGUUCAGUUUCCUCGGAUCGGAAGAAGUGGGCGUUGGGGGUGAAAAGAGUGAAGACUGGAGUUACUCGGGUGGCGUUGGACGAGGUGGGACGGAUGACGUCAGUUUAGGCGAGCUGGCCCAGUUGACGGUUAAUAAUGAUGCAGAUGUUAGCAUGGAUGUCACACUGGACAAGGAAGCAUUUAGAAAAACAUGGAUGGCAAAAUAUUCGCUGAGAAGUCAUUUCGAUUCUGUUCGUGCUCUUGCUUUCCACCCCGUUGAACCCGUUCUUGUAACAGCUUCCGAGGAUCAUACCCUCAAAAUGUGGAACUUGCAAAAGACAGUGUCCGCCAAAAAGAAUGCAUCACUUGACGUCGAACCAUUAUACACGUUCCGACAACAUAAAGCUGCCGUUUUAACGCUGGUCAUGUCUCCCAGUGGGGAGCACGUCUAUUCGGGCAGUGUGGAUGGGACAAUUAACAUGUGGACGUUACCAAGUUCUAAUAUUGAUCCAUACGAUAAUUUUGACCCAACCGUUUUGAAGCGAAGUUUUACAGAUCACACCGAUUCUGUGCAUGGAUUAAGUCUACAUUCUCAAAAAUCUCAACUACUCUCUGGUUCUGCGGAUGGCAGCGUUAAGCUUUGGGACGUUACCGCAAAGACGCCAUUGUUACAGAGUUACACGUCAGACUCUGACGGAAUUCCCACCGCAAUGGACUUUGUCCGCGACGAACCAUCCCACAUGGCCGUUGCUUAUAACGCACAAGCCGUAAUUUAUGACUUGGAGACGAAGAAGCAGCUAAUUCGCUUUGAAUGUGAAGGAGUCGGUGGGAUUAACAGGAUCAUCUGUCAUCCAACACUCGCCCUAACAAUUACAGCACAUGAAGAUAGACAGAUCCGAUUUUGGGAUAAUUCCACUGGGAAAAUGCUACACGCCAUGGUCGCCCAUUUAGAUGCUGUCACGUCGCUAGCAUUAGAUCCUCACGGGUUGUAUCUUCUAUCAGGAAGUCACGAUUGCAGUGUUCGUGUUUGGAACGUCGAGUCGAAACAAUGUCUCCAAGAAAUGACAGCGCAUCGCAAGAAAUUUGAUGAAGCUAUACACGAUGUUUCUUUCCAUCCUUCAAAACCAUUUAUCGCAUCGGCUGGAGCGGACGGUUUAGCAAAAGUUUACGUUUAAUGAAUACUUUAACCAAUUAGGAAAUUGAAAUAAUGCAACUUUUUUGUGUGUGGUUUGGAUUGUUUAGCCAUUUAAUUUUAAUAAGUUUUAAACAAUUUUAUCAAUUCAAUCCCAUAUACAUAACUUCUUUUUUUAUAAAGAAUUAUGCGAAACAUACCUCAAACAACUGACUCACCAGACGUAUACAUCACCUUAUUAAUUUUGUGCUAAUUAAUUACCAUAAUAUGAUUUUGCUGUCCAGUUUGCAUGUGUUUUUUUAAGAUUAUCCCGUUGGGGUAGGAAUUUAACUUGUAAAAAAAUAGUAAUAACAAAAAUGAGUAGUCUGAAACUUAAAACUGGGAUUUCUUUCGAAAAAUUAAUUGAAUUCUUCGUUUCACGAAAAUAUGCAGGAGAGAGAUAACUAUGUAGGUUUGACCUUAUCAACCAACCAAUCAAACCAUGAGUAAAUCCAGCUCAUUCUUAGACUUGUAGGGAGAGAGAGAGACGCUUCCAAAAUUGACGUUUAAUAAGAGAAGCAAAAAAAGCUAUGCAGUUAAAUCUAGUAAAAUAAUUGUCGAACAAACAAAUAGCAAAACUAUAAAUGAAUUAAAAUUAGAUAGACAGCGCUUACAAACAAAAGAAGUAGAUUCUCGGAUGCAACUAGAUCAUUAAUUAAUUGUGCAAAUAAUAAGUGACCACCGCCGCAAUUACUUCCAUAUAUACCGACCGCUGACAAACUAAAUAAAUACCCCAAUAUAUUUAAAUGCCUCUGCCUUUAUAUGUAUCAACAUAUUCUCGUAGUGUCGCUCCUGCUGAUAUUAACUAAUUAAUAAUUGUAUACAGUUUAAGAACCAUUAUUUAUGCACACAAUAACUUGAUAACUUGUUUUACGAAAAAAAAUAUGUAUACAUUUUUGGAAAAUCUUGACUUGCUUGGCUUUUCUCUCUCACUCUCCUCAAUCACUCACUCACUCACUAUUUCUUAUAAUGUAUGAAGAAGAGUCAUUUUAAGGUGAUUAUAUGUAAAUUACUUAAUUGGUCCAAUCCUCCACUCCACUCCUCCGGUUUAAAUAGUCGUUAUUUAAAAAAAAGAAUAGUCCUUAACAAGCUCCGAAGAAGAAGAUAUCACGAAUUUACUUACCUACUAAUCGUAAGUAAGCUGUUUAACAAGAAUAAUAUGCAAAACAUAGAUAACCCUGCCGAAUAAUAUGUACGAUAACCUCCUCCAAGGAAAAAGAUGUAUUAUGAUGAGUUAUUUAUGCAUUCGUGACUCUCUUUUUCCUCGAAAUAUAAUGAAUUCUCUAGUGACAAAAACAAUGCGUGUAAAUAAAUACAUAUUAUUUAAUUGAUAAUUUGGUCUUUGUAAAGGUUGUCUAAAAACUGAGUUAUGUAUGUAGCGAUAUUAUUGGUUAUUAUUAUGUGUAUAGCUGAAAAGAUAUGAGGGAAGCGUGUAAGUAUAAGGAAUCCAGCAUAAUAAGUACAUGUAUACAUAAUUAUUAUUAAGUAAUCCAUUAAUAAAUAUGUGAUGAUGAGAUGACUUCCCGAAUAAAUACUGAAAAAAUCGGA